GCUAUGGUAACCGGCCUGGCGGUCAGGCCGAGCCCUCCAUUUACAUUAUGCAAAGUCCCAUCCUGGCGGGUUUGAGAGGGAAAGCUAAAAACCCCGGGGGCAGCCGUGGGGGCCGCCUCCCCGGAAAUGCACCUGGGGCGGUUUCUGCAGCAGGGUUCCUGCACAGGAGCCCCGGUAUUGGCGUUGUAAACAAAACCGGCCUAUUUGCAUGCCCUCUGUUUGCAUGCAUUUGUCUUUGGACUACAGAGCGCAACCCUGGGUUCUAGGUAAUCAAGUGAAACCUGGAGGAUCCGCUUAAAAUUUCCGAAUCAGAAAACUGGGAGCUGGGGGAAGGGGGUUCAACUCAAAGCCACGCCCCAUCCAGUAAACUGAGGCCCAGGUAAAAGGACUCCAAAACCCGCAGCUCCCUGAGAGCAGCCCCUCGCUCACGUCCCCUCCCUGCCUCGCCCCGAACAAGACUCUGAGUCGGCACCAGUGCGAGGUCCAGAGAGGAAGGGUCGCCAUGCCGCCGGGUUUUGCAUCCCUGCCGUCACCCCACCCAGUUCCUGAGUGGGACCGCGGCCCGGAAAGCCUUGCAGAAGGCAUGAAGUGGCGCUGCACCUCGCAGCGGCCGCCUGUCAUUCUCCUUCACCAGCCCAGCCCGGCGGCCCAGGAGCGCCCGCCAGCAUGUUCUUGGGGGCAGCCGGCCUGGUGGGCCUGCAGCUGUCCAUCUUCUGUUGCUGGGCGUUCAGCUGUCACACAAUGGAGCCCUCUCCCGACUUCAGCCUCCCCGGGGAUUACAUCAUCGGGGGCUUGUUCCCGCUUCAUUCUGUCUUUGUGGACCUGAGAAGCACACCUGGGGUGACCCUAUGUGACAGGCCCAACAGCUUCAACAGCCAUGGCUACCACCUCUUCCAGGCCAUGCGGUUUGGCAUCGAGGAGAUCAACAACUCCACAUCCCUGCUGCCCGGUGUGGCCCUGGGGUAUGAGCUGUACGACGUGUGCUCAGAGUCGGCCAACGUGUAUGCGGCGCUGAGGCUGCUGUCCCGGCAGGGGACACACCACAUAGACAUCCAAGAAGACCUGUCUCGCUCCUCCCCCAGGGUGGUGGCCGUGAUUGGACCCGACAACAGCAACUGGGCCACCACCACUGCCAUCCUGCUGAGCCCCUUCCUGGUGCCCAUGAUCAGCUAUGAAGCCAGCAGCACGGCGCUCAGCAUGAAGUGGCAGUACCCCUCCUUCCUGCGCACCAUCCCCAGCGACAGGCACCAGGUGGAGGCCAUGCUGCUGCUGCUGCUGCGGUUUGGCUGGGUCUGGAUCUCGCUGGUGGGCAGCGAGGGCAACUACGGGCAGCUGGGGGUGCAGGCGCUGGAGGACCAGGCCACUGAGAGGGGCAUUUGCAUUGCCUUCAAGGACAUUGUGCCCUUCUCUGCCCAGGCGGGUGACGAGAAGAUGCAGAACAUGAUGCAGAACCUGGCCAGGGUCAGGACCACUGUUGUGGUUGUUUUCUCCAGCAGGCAGUCGGCCAAGGUGUUCUUUGAGUCUGUGGUGCUGGCCAACCUGACCGACAAGGUGUGGAUUGCCUCAGAAGAGUGGGCCAUCUCCUCAAACGUUGCCAAGGUGCCCCGGAUCUGGGGCAUCGGCACGGUGCUGGGUGUGGCCAUCCAGCAGAGGCUUGUCGUGGGCCUGAAGGAGUUUGAAGAGGCCUAUGUCCGGGCAGAGAAGGGGGCCCCCAGGCCAUGCCCCAGCGGUUCCUGGUGCAGCAGCAAUCAGUUCUGUAGAGAGUGCUCAGCUUUCACAGCAGACACGAUGCCCCAGCUCGGAACCUUCUCCAUGAGUUCUGCCUACAACGUGUACCGGGCUGUGUACGCCGUGGCCCACGGCCUCCACCAACUCCUGGGCUGUUCCUCCAGGGCCUGCUCCCUGGGUCCAGUCUACCCCUGGCAGCUUCUGGAGCAGAUCCGGAAGGUGAAUUUCCUUUUACGUGAGGACACUGUGACCUUUGAUGAGGAAGGGGAUCCCCUCAGCAGCUAUGACAUAAUUGCCUGGGACUGGAGUGACCCACAGUGCACCUUCAGGGUCAUUGGCUCCUCCACGUGGCCUCCAGUUCGGCUGGACAUAAAUGUGACCAAGAUCCAGUGGCACACAGAGGACAACCAGGUGCCCGAGUCCGUGUGCUCCCGGGACUGCCUGGAAGGCCACGCACAAGUGGUCCUGGGUUUCCACCACUGUUGCUUUGAGUGUGUACCGUGUGAGGCCGGAACCUUCCUCAACAAGAGUGACCCCAACACGUGCCAGCCUUGUGAGAAAGAAGAGUGGGCACCAGAGGGGAGCCAGACCUGCUUCCCGCGCACUGUGGUGGUUUUUACCUGGCAUGAGCCCAUCUCUUGGGUGCUGUUGGCGGCGAACACACUGCUGCUGCUGCUGCUGGUUGGGACUGCUGGCCUGUUUGCCUGGCACCUCGACACCCCUGUGGUGAGGUCAGCGGGGGGCAGGCUGUGCUUCCUCAUGCUGGGCUCCCUGGCAGGGGGCAGCUGUGGCCUCUAUGGUUUCUUUGGGGAGCCCACUCUGUCCAGGUGCUUGCUGCGCCAGGCCCCCUUUGCCCUAGGUUUUGCCAUCUUCCUGUCCUGCCUGACAAUCCGCUCCUUCCAACUGGUCUUCAUCUUCAAGUUUUCUGCCAGAAUACCCACGUUCUACCACGCCUGGGUCCAAAACCAUGGUGCCAGCCUGUUUGUGGUGAUCAGCUCAGUGGCCCAGCUGCUUAUCUGUAUGACUUGGCUGAUGGUGUGGACCCCGCGGCCCACCAGGGAAUACCAGCGCUUCCCCCAGCUGGUGGUCCUUGAGUGCACCGAGCCCAGCUCACCGGGCUUCAUGCUGGCUUUUGCCUACAAAGGCCUCCUCUCCGUUAGCGCCUUUACCUGCAGCUACCUGGGCAAGGACCUGCCGGCAAACUACAAUGAGGCCAAAUGCAUCACUUUCAGUCUGUUCUUCAACUUCGUGUCAUGGAUUGCCUUCUUCACCACUGUCGGCGUGUACGAGGGCAAGUACCUGCCCGCCGUUAACAUGCUGGCCCAGCUGAGCAGCCUGAGCGGCAGCUUCAGCGGCUACUUCCUCCCCAAGUGCUAUGUGAUCCUCUGGCGCCCAGACCUCAACAGCACCCAGCGCUUCCAGGCCUCCAUCCAGGAGUAUACGAUCCGCCGCCGCUCCUUCUGACCGGGGACUGUAAGGUUCUCCUGUCGAGCAGAGGGCGAGGGUCCUGGGGGUUCCCGGAGGCUUUGGGGCUCCUCAGCCCGGGCUUGGGAUGUGUAAAUCCACAGCCCAGGCUUCGGGCUGCUAAUAAAGGAGUGACAGUGU
Choloepus didactylus (southern two-toed sloth) is the source of this 3333-nucleotide messenger RNA. RefSeq names its product taste 1 receptor member 1 (gene TAS1R1). Gene Ontology annotation, molecular function: G protein-coupled receptor activity. Bases 667 to 3192 code for a protein of 841 amino acids. The record is from RefSeq and is a predicted model, not a curated record. Gene Ontology annotation, cellular component: membrane. Gene Ontology annotation, biological process: G protein-coupled receptor signaling pathway; sensory perception of umami taste. NCBI's taxonomy places the organism in Eukaryota, Metazoa, Chordata, Mammalia, Pilosa, Megalonychidae. The transcript is spliced from 6 exons.